AUUUCGCAACUAAAGUUUGUAUACACCGAUGAGACUUUGGGUGGGAUUUUUACAAGUCAGCUGCUUCCGAUUCUUGUAUUUUUUUGGUUUCAGCCUGCGACUUACCGAUUUUCCGCCAUGCCAAUAUAUCCCUGUCUCCUCUGCUUAUCCAGUCUGGACAAAGAUAACCGUCCCCUCCCUGCCAAGAAAGUUACAAUAAAGGCACAAAUUGUCCGACUGUACGACCUGCUCGUCCCCCAACACCGCACUUCCUCCCCCCAUCAAUCAAUCAUUGCAGAAAUCGAGGACACCGACGGAUUCAAACUGUGCCAGAAUUGUUUCUUAUCGGCGAAAGAAAUUGAAAAGAUUAAGCAACAGGUAUCCCAAUUGGAAGAAAAGAUUGUGAAGAAAGUCCAAGAAUUGAGGAAAACCGUGUCAAAUUCGUUUCAAAAAGAUGAAACAAUUGGGGAGAGUUUACAAAAAGUUCGAAAAUCGUUACUUUCCCCAGACGAAGAAACUGAGCAGAUUCUCCCCGACUUUGAGAUCAAAUUAGAGGACGAAUCGUGUUUAAUGAACAAUCAUGAAGAACAAUUCCCCCCACAAAACGAUAUUCCCUGUCCUCCGUCUCCCACCCCCUCUAAUCAUUCAGAUGAUAAGGAAGACCCACUUCUCUGUUCAGAGGAUAAGGACGACCCACUUUUCUCUUUAAAUGAAGGUGACGAAUUAACCGACUCUGGAGACGAUGAUCAUACUACGAGCGACGACGAUUCUGAUUUCUGUAUAACUCCAGAUAAUGAUGAAACCACAGGAAAUCAAAGCGUGUCCAAAUCCGACCAAGAAGACCCACCUUAUUCCCCUCCGAAACCAAAACGUAGCAAAAAUGAUGACAAAUCCCGUUACAAAUACUCGUGUGGGGUGUGCCUUUCAAAAUUUCGCCGGGCGAGACUACUCCGCCUCCAUUUGCGAACAGAGCACCAAGGUUUUUGCCAAUUUCAAUGUCAAGUUUGCCAAAACAAGUACGAAAGCCAGGGACUUUUGGACUCUCACAUGAUCGUGCGGCACGAAACGGAGGAAAAAUCAUUUUUCUGUACGAAAUCAGAAUGUGGGAAGGGUUUCACGCUGGAGCUUAAUUUUCUAAGUCACAUGCGGCGACAUAAAGUCGAUAAGAGCAAAAUCGUCGUGUGUUCCGUUUGCGACGUGAGAUUUGUAAAUCAAGCCUACUUGGAUAAACAUGCAUCGGUGCAUGCGACCUGGAAGUGUGAUUUUUGCGAAAUAACGCUCGGAACUAAAAACUCGUGGCAAAGACACGUGCGUACCCACACUGGCGAAAAACCGGUCAAAUGUGACCAAUGCGAGGAAUCAUUUAUCGACAAACGUACCAGAAGAAAACACGUGAUUCGCCGCCACACUACCGUACAGCACCUUUGUUCCCUUUGUGGGAAGGGAUUUCCGUUCAAAUACUCUCUAAAACUCCACGUCCAGAAAGUUCACGAAAACCUGAAACGAUAUGAGUGUUCCGAAUGUGGGGAAAAAUUCCAAACUGGAUCCUCCCUAAAAGCACACACCAUCCGUGAGCACAAUGCCGACCCGUUCGUUUGUGACGAGUGCGGUGACACUUUUACGGGAACAGAAGGACUCAAAUCGCACAAAGUUCUUCACAGUGGGAUAAAAAAGCACCAAUGUCAUAUUUGUGGGGCCGGAUUUUAUCUUAAGAAAGCGUUAACCCAGCACCUCGUAUCCCACUCGGACGUUAGAAAUCACAUCUGUCACGCUUGUGGAGGAAGAUUCAAGGCUAAAAAGAAUUUAGAUCGUCAUCUAACGAGAGUUCAUAAAUUAGAUGUCGAGAAAACACGGGAGGUUGGUGGAUUACGGAAAAAGCGACAAAUGCAACCGGAGGUCGUAAGGUCCGAAAGACCGAAAUCGAAAUGUUGAGUGUUGCCUGAGAGAGGGGAAUUUCGAUGAAAACUUGUUAUUUCCGAUUAAUGGUAUAUUUAAUUUAAUAAAUGCCAAUUUUUUAUGUAACAUAAUAUAUACUGAGGCAAUUCACGCGGGCCUUGGUAACUAGUAAAAUCCUUACUUUUGUACUUUAAAUAAUUUUUCAAACCUUUACAAAAUAAUGAGACGCACGUGAUCUAUGUGCAUAAGUUUUAAAAAAAUUGUAACCUAAUUUUCCUCGGAAACAUUUGUAAAAUUAUGUAAAAGUGUACAAGUUUACAGAUUUCACGGAGUUUACAAUGUUACCACUAAGGACUGUGUGAAUUGAUUUAUUAUGUACUCAUUUUUUAAGAUGAUUUAUUUGCCAAAUGAAUUACCACGAUAAAUAAGGCGUUCAGGAUAUUUUAUUAUCAAGACAAAUUUUGACGAAGUAAUUUAUAAAUACAUUCAAUCACAACUUAUUCCAAUUAAUGGCAAUCUAUUAAAUAUAUAUUUCUUUAAUUGAUGAA
This is a messenger RNA of Folsomia candida, 2423 nucleotides long. RefSeq names its product zinc finger protein 782. The record is from RefSeq and is a predicted model, not a curated record. Bases 118 to 1911 code for a protein of 597 amino acids. Lineage: Eukaryota; Metazoa; Arthropoda; Collembola; Entomobryomorpha; Isotomidae. Gene Ontology annotation, cellular component: nucleus. Gene Ontology annotation, biological process: regulation of transcription by RNA polymerase II. Gene Ontology annotation, molecular function: RNA polymerase II transcription regulatory region sequence-specific DNA binding; DNA-binding transcription factor activity, RNA polymerase II-specific. The transcript has 7 exons.